AUGCAUAAAAAAGAAACUCACGGGAGGCAUGAAGAGAACACUGAGGGAUUAAAAGAACUUCUAUACAAGUGUCUGAAGGGAAGAAAAUAUCUAAUUGUGAUGGAUGACGUGUGGGAUGACGAGAUUUUGGAUGAAUUACGACGAUCAUUUCCGAAUGACGAGAAUAGAAGCCGAAUCAUGCUGACUACUAGGCUUGAACAAGUUGGACUUCAUUGUCCCAGAUCUUAUCUUCAUCGUGUGCAUUUUCUAAACGAGGAUGAAAGUUGCAGUUUAUUUUGUGAGAAAGUGUUUGGAGAAAAUAGUUUCCCCCCUGAAUUAGAAAUUGUUGGGAAGAAAAUUUGCAGAAAUUGUCGAGGAAUUCCACUCUCAAUUGUUGUGAUUGCGAGGCUUCUUUCAAAGGCCACCAAAACACAUCAUGAAUGGGAAAAGAUUGCUGAAAACAUGAGUUUCGUAAUAACUUCAAAUGAUGAGCAGUGCUCAAAAAUAUUGGACUUAAGUUAUAACAAUUUGCCUCAUCAUUUGAAAGGUUGUUAUCUCUACAUGGGAAUUUUCCCAGAAGAUUCUGACAUCCCUGUCUCCUUACUUUUCAAGUUAUGGAUUGCCGAGGGAUUUGUGAAGUUCAUGGGAUCUAAAACUAUUGAAGAUGCGGCAGAAGAAUACUUAUUGGAUCUUGUACAAAGAAGUCUUGUUAUGGUUUCUGAGGAGAGCUCCAGAGGUAAAAUAAAAGCAUGCAAGCUUCAUGCUCUUUUAAGGAACUUAUGCACAAAUGAAGCUAGAAGAGGAAACUUUUUUCAUGUCAGCAGCCAUGGAACUCCGUUAGACGUUAGAUGUUUACGCCGUACAAUUAUUCAAGGAAAAAGCGAUGGAAGUGGUCACCGGGUAAGAAUCCAUCCAGACAAAAGCUUCCUUCCCCGUGUUAAAAGACCAUCUACUCCAUUACCACGGUCGAUUAUAUAUUUUGAUCGGCAUCUUGUCACAAAAUUUGUUUACUUUCGGCUACUCAAAGUAUUGUAUAUCCACUAUAAUAUGUUCGAUUUGCCAAAAGAAAUAAUGGAACUAGUGAACUUGCGGUGCAUUGAUGCCAGAUGUGAUGAGGGAUGGUUAAACUAUCUUUUAGCAUUCAAUUUAAUUAAUGUAAUAUCAAUGAAACCCUAG
Olea europaea var. sylvestris is the source of this 1155-nucleotide messenger RNA. Its product is annotated as putative late blight resistance protein homolog R1A-10. Lineage: Eukaryota; Viridiplantae; Streptophyta; Magnoliopsida; Lamiales; Oleaceae. Gene Ontology annotation, biological process: defense response to other organism. Gene Ontology annotation, molecular function: ADP binding. The coding region runs from base 1 to 1155 and encodes 384 amino acids. The transcript is spliced from 2 exons. The record is from RefSeq and is a predicted model, not a curated record.